AGGAAAAGCUUCCCUUUCUAUUCUGCCGAACCCCAUCAUCUGCAAUUCUUCUUCUUUUAAUCCGGGGGGAAGGGGCGGUCAAGAGGCGUGAAAGUUUUGACGGAAAUGCCAAGGUGUAACUUUCUCCACAAAGAAAACUUACAAGGAUUCUGAAAGCAGAAGUUUCAGAUUCUGGCUGGGAUGAUGAAAACAUCGAUGGGAAACCAGGGAAGCGGGCCUGCUACAGAAACUGGAGAGGAGGAGGAAGACAAAGGUCCCUCAAGUCAGCCUGUUGCUCUGAGGAAUUGUUUUCACCUGCAGAGGAAUAAUAUCCUUGAGAAGCUCAUCAAAACCUGCCCAGUUUGGCUCCAGUUUGGUAUCAGUCUGGAAAAGGCUUCUGACAUCCUCUGCAAGGAACUAUCGGGGAUAUUUAUGGUUCGGAAAGAUGAGACCCUGAAAAAUCUAUUCCUGUUAGUUCAUUUUCCAGUCCAGAAAGAGGGGUGUGACAUUCUAGAAUACAAGAUAAAAGAAGAAAAAUCUUUAUUGCACUUGGAAGGAUCACUUCUUGUGUUUGAAGACAUCUUCAAACUGGUGGCGUUCUACUGUGUCAGUAGAGAUCUGCUUCCGUAUACAUUAAGAUUGCCACAAGCAAUUUUGGAAGCUAAUAGUGCCACGGAAUUAGAAACCAUCUCUGAUUUGGGGAUAGGUUUCUGGAGCUCCUCUUUACAUCAAAGACAAGGAAGAAGGCUUCUCCAUUCUGUGAAAGACCCUGCUUACAUCACAGCUCAGGCAAAAAAAGGAAAGAACCCCUGCCAGCCUUUUGCAAGCGGCACGAACAAUUGUUCAUAUGAAACUGAGCUGUCAAUAGGAAGUGACAAGCUGUGGUUUGUAAAUCCUAUUUUUAUAGAGGAGAGCAGCUAUCAAUUUCCCCCACACGUUUCUCCUUCAGAGAUCUUCAGGGAGAGUCCUUCUGACGGUAGAAACCUUGUGACAAAACCUCCAAAGAGAUCUCCUACUCGACGUCCCCCUCCUCCUCCUCCUCCUCCUCCUUCUCUUCCUCCUCCUUCUCUUCCUCCUCCUCCUCCACCACCACCACCACCUCUAUUGUCCUUUCAUGCUGUGAAACAAGCCAAAACAUCUUCUAUGACCCCUUCCAAAGAGGAUCAAUUCCAAAAUUUGAAGAAAACCAAAAAGGAGAUGAAAACUGAAAUUAGCAAAGACAAGGAAGAUAGCAGACAAGAGAUCUUUUUUCCUCAUAGCCUUCCAUCUACAGAUUCAAAGAAGUUUCCUCCAUCCAUUCCACCAAGGCGAUGUUUAUCUGAGAGAACUUCAAGAAACUCUUCCUUGGAUAAAAGUCAGGAAUGUUCCCUGCCAGAAGAAAAACAAGUCGAAAAACAGAAUAGGAGGAAUGCAACUUUGGCUAACGAUUACCAGGGUGAUAAAGCUCCAGACUUAUUGGUGGAAGUGACAGAGAACUCUGCCUCAAAUGCUCAAAGCUUGAAGCCUGAUGAAGAAGACAAGAAAGAACUUACAGAACAGCAGCAGAAUUUAUCAUCGGGAAAAACCUCCCAACCUCCCAUCCCACCACUAAGAAAGAAGAAGUUCGUUAAACAGUCAUCAUCUACCAGCUCCUUUUCUUUGGAGCAAAAGACCAUUGAAGAGCCAGAAGUUCAACCAGUGAAUAAAUCAAGAAUAGAAAAAACUUGCUCCCUUUCCAAAAAAGAAUCAAAAUCUCAUCUUGAGCUUGUCAGCAUAUCAGAUUGUGAACGUUCAAGUGAUUCAUUGCAUUCUCCUGUAGGCAGCGCAAGGGCUCAAAUGUCUGCCUCUGAGCCAGAUUCUUAUUCUACAAGUAGCACUGAAGAUGAGUUCGAACUGAGGGCCAGUCCUACAGUGAAGAAGUCCCAUUCGAUGAUUUUAGGCAGGGCCAAGCGUCGUCUGUCCAUGGUCAGCCUAAGCAAUGUCUUCACAGCAUUUCUCUCUUCUGACCGAAAGCUCCAGAAGAAGAUUGUGGAACUAGCCCAGGAUAAAGACUCUUACUUUGGCAACCUGGUGCAGGACUAUAAAGUCUACAGUCUGGAGAUGAUGGCAAAGCAGAUCUCCAGCACAGAAAUGCUACAAGAGAUUCGCUUAAUGAUGACACAAUUGAAAAGUUACUUAAUUCAAAGUACCGAGCUGAAAUCUUUAAUGGACCAGACUGUUCAUACAGAUGAGAAGCUAGAGAUGAUAAUAGAAUCAGCUUUGCACAAAUGUGUCUUGAAGCCUUUAAAAGUGCCCAUUGAUAUUUACCUACGGGAAAUCCAUAACAAAGAUGGAUCUUUCAAACUCCUAAAGGAAAACCAGCAAGUCAUACAAAAUACAACUACAACCGACUUGGGAGUCACCACUAGUGUGCCUGAAUCUGCAUUGCUGGAGAGAAUAUUCCAUAAAUUCACAACCAUGACCAAGGCUUAUUCUCCAGAAAAGAAAAUCAGCAUUCUCCUGAAGUCUUGCAAACUCAUUUAUGAUUCUAUGACUCAAGGAAACCCAGGGAAGCCUCAUGGAGCAGAUGACUUCCUCCCAGUGCUCAUGUAUGUUCUGGCCCGCAGUGACCUGACAGAGAUGAUUCUCAAUGUAGAGUAUAUGAUGGAACUUAUGGACCCUGCCCUGCAGCUGGGUGAAGGUUCUUAUUAUUUAAUCACCACUUAUGGGGCAGUAGAACUUAUCAAAAGCUAUGAUAAGAUCGCAGGCACUCGACAGCUAAGCACUGAAGUUCAAGAUUCGAUCCACCAAUGGGAGAGACGAAGAACACUUAACAAAGCCCGGGCAUCUCGAUCAUCUGUUCAGGAUUUCAUUGCAAUUUCUUUUAUGGAGGCCGAGGCCAAAGCAAGGACCCUGGCAUAUCAGACCAAUUCCACAACUCACCAGCUGAUUCAGCAGUGCGCUGAGAAAUUUGAAGUCUCAGAGCCCCAGGACUAUGGGCUGUUUGUCCAAGUUGAUAACAAAACUAUGCAGAUGGAUGAUGACGCCCUCCCUCAUCAGAUCAAAUCCCAUCUGCUGAAUAAAGAGCCCAGGCUGACUUUCUGCUUUAUUUAUAAACAACUUAGUGGAGAAGAGUCACCAGUUCCAGUUAUCAAGGACACAGAUGCCUUGUAGCAGCAAGGCUACUCUCUUGAAGCAAACUUGGUUUAGAAGUUUCUUCUUCCAAAUCAUCUCUUCCAGCAGCAGAAACUCUCCAAAAUACAGUUUCUGCUCUGGGUGGUGACAUGGAUAGCAUAUGCAACCCUCCUCUGGGGCAUUCACUUGACAGAAUUCAUAUGCAGUCAUAAAUGGAAUACCCAAGGAAAGUUCAUUUUUGGAAGGAAAACAGCAACAACCCUUGAAUAAUAGUUUGGAGCCUCAAACCAUAAAUGGAUGGUGUUGAUGCCGCUGUCAGGGUUCUGGCGAUCUCCCUAAUUAAAUCAUGAGCCUCGAGCCAUAGUUGACAGCCAGAUUCCCUGGCACAAAGUAAAUGGUCUUGAAGUUAUGGACCUCCUGGCAAAUUGUUAGACAUUGUAGCAUCAUUGCCUCAGUGUAUAAUAGAAAGGGUGCAAGUCAAUUUUGAUGGUCAUCACAGAAAAUCCAAAUUGAUUGGAUUUCCCUUUAGUAGAACAAAAAAAUAAUAAUGAAUUAAGUAGCUCAGAGUAUUUAGAUUCUCACAUAUCCCGCCUGAGAUGCCCUACAAUGCCAUCCAAUGGUAAACUGACGUGGGAGGCUGUAGAUGUCUGUGCACUUACGUAAAAUCUCAGUGUAUCAAUAUAGUACCUACUGAAAUUAACAACAAAAAAAUCUGACAGGCCAUCUCUCAUAUUUUUUCUAUGUCUUUGUUAUAUUCUCUAUUUGCACACAUUGUAUCACAGCCAAUUCAAACCCAUCUUUAUAUUUCCUGGUACAAAAUAUUUGCCAUGAAUACACAAUUGACAGUCAAGAGUCUGGCCAUAAAUUAAUGUAGAAAUGUUUUCAUUCCAUGUCUCCUCUAUCUCCAUUAUCGUUCAUAAAUUCAUUCUUAGGAGUGUAUCAGAAAGCAAUUUUGCACCAGUAAUUUACUUCUCAAAGGAGAAGAACUAUAUGCCCAAAGUAGAAGCUUUACUUUUGCAUGUCAAGCCUUCUAUAUAGGACUGACAAUGAUACCUGUUAAAAACCAAGGAGAACUGUUGACAGUCAGAUUAGGGGUGUGUGCCAGAGUCUAACUCUGCAUAAGGUAACCCACCUUUAUACCUGGAUGAAGAAGGAAAGCAACAGCAUAAGAAAUGACAAGAAUGGAGAGGGCAAAGAAAAAGAACAUUAUUAUAACAAAUGUUUUCACGAAUCACAGACCACUUCAUUUAUCUAUGUCUUUAAGCUGUCAUACGAUUCCUCAUUGUUAUAACAGGGGCUAUGAAAAAACAGUUGAUUUGAGGAAUCAUUGUUGUCUUCUAUUGUUGGUCCUCUGUAAAUUUUGCUCUGGAUACAGAAUGUGGCUCUUCAAAGCUCUCCACAAUAAUACAAAGCAAGAGACACAACCUGGCCCUGAGAAGCUGAACUAACGUAAGGAUGAUGGUUUUCUCAUACGAGUCUCGUUCAGCAAUAAUACAAAGUUGUGAUGGUACUGAAUGAAUUGUACUUGCAACUGGUCCUUGAAGUUUUGAUAGUGAUCUGGGCAUUUGGCAACUUGUUUGCACUUAUGAUGCAUCUCAUAGUCACGUGGUCCCAAUUGGAACUUUCCUUGUUGGCUUCCCACAAGCAAAAUCAAUGGGAAAGGUGGUAAGUCACUGUGGUCUUUGCAUGUUUGCACUCUUCUCACACCUGCUUCCCACUCACCAUUCCCCACCCAGCAGCCAUCCUGCACUUUCACUGUGCCUUGUGGGCUACUUACAUAGGUAAGUAGCCUCCCCUUCUGGGAAGCUACUUACCUACCUGUUGGUCUGCUUGUGAGUCUCCUGGGACUCGCUUAGCAAGCUGCAAUCCUCACCAAACAAUAAUGAUGGGGAAGUGCCAGGAUUGCUGUCACAUGAUGUCACAUUUAGUGAAAGAAAUUUCAGUCCCAUUUACUGUUAUUAAUCAAGGAAUACCUAUAUCUAUUUGCCUGUUUGCCUAUUUUGUUUGGCAUCUAAUUUUGGCAGCUGUUUGGCUUACCAUUGAUCAGUUAGGAUGCUGAACUGCUCUGGCAGAGCCUGAAAUCAAUAGGUAGUUUUGUUAGGUAGCUCUGCUGGACUGAUAUAUUGUCAUCUCAGUGUAAGAGGCCUUUUCUGCCACACAAAAAAUGUACCUUCCAGUUAUGUAUGAUUUCUUUUAAAUCUGAUAUUGAGAAGUAUGUCAUCUUUAUCAUAGCAUUUCGUAAGAUCUGUGCUCUAAGAAGACCUUCAGAAAUGUAUUUAUUUUCUUGAUUUAUACUGUGUAUUUUAAGGUAAUAGAAACCAUGUUAACAAAGACUUUGGAGUGGAAAAGCUUUAGUCACCCAGAUAGUCUCUCUUCAGUCCUCUUAUAUCAGUCUGAUAAAGCAGUUUAGAAGGCCACAAGAUAACCUUUUGUACUCAGGGUCUAGAAGUGAUGUGGCUACUUGUAUGAAUUGUCUGUAUCUCUUCAAAUAAUUCUGCAUUAUUGUGUGAGUUUAUAAUAUAAACCAUGUGUUGUCUGAGGACAUUCCUCCUCCCAGAUAUGCUUGUUUUCUAUCAUUGUCAACUUUGCCAUUAAAUUCCCA
This is a messenger RNA of Notechis scutatus (mainland tiger snake), 5674 nucleotides long. It is a transcript of the gene RIN3, whose product is annotated as Ras and Rab interactor 3. Gene Ontology annotation, biological process: signal transduction; vesicle-mediated transport. The record is from RefSeq and is a predicted model, not a curated record. Gene Ontology annotation, cellular component: cytosol; endocytic vesicle. Lineage: Eukaryota; Metazoa; Chordata; Lepidosauria; Squamata; Elapidae. Gene Ontology annotation, molecular function: guanyl-nucleotide exchange factor activity; small GTPase binding.